AAUCACCUAAAGUUACCUAAUACCAAUUUACUUACAUAUUAUUUUUUCAUUGUUGCAGGACACAAGGCAAUAAGUUAUGUCACCAAAUGUGAACAUGGAAACUUUCAAUCCUCCGACCACUUUACAAGAAGCUGUCAAUUUGAUCAAGUAUAUGAAAACAACUCACAAACAAGAAAUAUUUAAACUAAAAGAAACUUCACACAAGCAAGCAGAAAUCAUCAAGAAAUUAGAAGCAACUAGAAAAAUGGAACUGGAAUACCUGUCGAGUGAACUUCACAAAUACGAAGUUAAUCUAGCUUUAAGGACAGAGUCCGUUACAAAAGAACUAGCACUUAAAGAUGAAAUAAUUAAUAAACAAGCAGAAAUAAUAGAAUCGCUAAAGAAUAAACUCAAAGAAUAUGACAACCAGAUGAAAGAUAUCCCAGUUCCUGAAAUUACGAUACUCAAUGUUGAUUCUAAUUCAGAUUCAGGUAUAGCCAUGGACAGUAAUGACAGCAUAAGCCAUGGUGAUAUCGCAGUGAAACCUGAGGCUAAACUUCGGAAAUGCAGACGAUUUGCUGAAUCUAUUAACUUCUUAAGACGAGUUGACUUUUCUCCGAUAAAGUAUAAACCUAGCCAGCGAGAUAUUACCGUGAAGCCAUCAAAGAAAGAUGAAAGCAGGAAGAACAGUCUUGAUACAUCACCACCUAACUGCAAACGAGUCGAUAGACUUUUAAGUGUUGACAAACUAGUAAGUGACUACGAAAGGCCUAAAUCUGCCGAUCCAUGUUUCUCCGACUGCAGUUUAGAACCUAUAAUUUUAAGACCUAAGCAAAUAAAUGACAGCAUGAAUAAUCAUUUCUCUGACGACGCAAGUGAAGACACAAGUGAGGAAGUAUUCAAUAGAGUAAUGACUAGAAGCAGUGUCAGGCGUUCUGUCAAAGCUAAUCCAAAGUACAAGAAAAUCAACCGCACAAAAUCAAAGCUUUUGGGACAAGUCAAAGUAAGCAUAGGUGAUUAAAACAUUAUGUACAUUUGUGUAAUUUGCAAUAGAUUAUGUGUAAUUUACAAUAGAUUUAUCGACUUCUAUGAUUCUAUACUUUUAAUUAAUAUUGUAAAAUAAAAUCUUCACUUUCUGUAUUGAAUAAAAAUAUCCGUCAACA
Molecule: messenger RNA, 1142 nt
Organism: Plutella xylostella (diamondback moth)
Lineage: Eukaryota; Metazoa; Arthropoda; Insecta; Lepidoptera; Plutellidae
Source: RefSeq, a predicted model, not a curated record